UGGGUUCUUGUAUGCUAGUGUAGUUGAGGAUGUGGUCACAGGGUUCUUCAUGAACUGUAGUGGUUGGAGAUCAGUGUUCUGUAAUCCUCCGAAGCCCCAGUUUACGGGAAUUGCAACUACAAAUUUGAAUGAUUUGUUGAUUCAGGGAACAAGAUGGAGCUCCGGCUUAAUUGAGAUUGCACUGAGCAAGUUUUGCCCACUCAUAUAUGGCCCUUUUAACAUAUCUCUACUUCAGAGUUUGUGUUAUGCAGAACUCGCACUCUUCCCUCUUUAUUUCUUCCCCAUAUGUUGCUUUGCCAUUAUCCCUCAACUUUGCUUACUCCAUGGGAUCCCCUUGUACCCAAAGGUUUCAGAUCCAAAUUUCUUCAUCUUUGCCUUUAUCUUUCUAUCAGCACAAUGCAAGCACUUGCAAGAAGUGCUCACAACGGGAGGCACAUUCCAGAACUUCUUAAACGAACAGCGAAUGUGGAUGAUCAAAUCAACCACAAGCCACCUUUAUGGAUGUCUCAAUGCUAUUCUCAACAGUCUCAGUCUGAAAAAGUCAACUUUCUUGCCAACCAACAAAUUAAAGAAGAAGAAGAAGAAGGACAAGACAAGGAACAAAGAACAACGUUGUACCAAAUGGACAUGUUCGAUUUCAGAACCUCACACAUGUUUCUCGUCCCAUUGCUUGCCUUUCUCUCCAUCAACGUUUCAUGCUUCAUUGGAGGACUGUGUAGGGUGGUGGUUUUUGAAGAAGGAAACUGGGAAGACAUGUUUCUGCAGAUUUUGAUUUCUGGGUAUGUCAUUGUUGUGAACUAUCCUAUCAUUGAAGGCUUGCUUCUGAGAAAAGACAAGGGACGUGUUCCCACUUCUGUUGUUCCUUCUUUUGUUGCCUUGUUCGUCAUUAUCCAUUUGGGUUUCUUCCUUCUUUUAAGGAUUUUGUAAGUCUCUUCUCUGUCAUAUGCUCUCUUUCUCGUCAUGUAUUAAAGCUUAGAAGGCUGUUAUGAAGAGAUAUUAUUGAUUAGCUACGAAUAAAAUCUUUACAUUGGAUCUGUAGGAUGUGAACUGAAUGUUUGUGCAUUAUUAUUACCCCAAUGUUAACCUUGGUUGGUUUGGUGAA
Molecule: messenger RNA, 1102 nt
Organism: Neltuma alba
Lineage: Eukaryota; Viridiplantae; Streptophyta; Magnoliopsida; Fabales; Fabaceae
Exons: 2
Coding region: 286-927 (213 amino acids)
Biological process (GO): cellulose biosynthetic process
Cellular component (GO): membrane
Molecular function (GO): cellulose synthase (UDP-forming) activity
Source: RefSeq, a predicted model, not a curated record